This is a messenger RNA of Saccharomyces paradoxus, 1725 nucleotides long. It is a transcript of the gene RFT1, whose product is annotated as glycolipid translocation protein. Bases 1 to 1725 code for a protein of 574 amino acids. NCBI's taxonomy places the organism in Eukaryota, Fungi, Ascomycota, Saccharomycetes, Saccharomycetales, Saccharomycetaceae. The transcript has a single exon. Gene Ontology annotation, cellular component: endoplasmic reticulum membrane. The record is from RefSeq and is a predicted model, not a curated record. Gene Ontology annotation, biological process: dolichol-linked oligosaccharide biosynthetic process; glycolipid translocation.
AUGGUGAAGAAAAGUUCACAAUUGCCCUCUACCAGCGAACAGAUCCUGGAAAGGUCCACGAAAGGAGCCACGUUCCUCAUGAUGGGCCAACUUUUUACCAAGGUGGUAACGUUCAUAUUAAAUAAUUUGUUGAUCAGGUUUCUUUCACCCAGAAUUUUCGGUAUCACAGCCUUUUUAGAAUUUAUACAGGGCACCGUGUUAUUUUUUAGUAGAGAUGCAAUUCGUUUGUCGACGUUGAGAAUCUCAGACUCCGGUAAUGGAAUACUCGAUGACGAUGAUGAGGAGGAGUACCAGGAGACUCAUUACAAAUCUAGAGUGCUGCAGACCGCGGUUAAUUUUGCGCACAUCCCGUUUUGGAUCGGGUUCCCACUGUCCAUUGGUCUUAUCGCGUGGCAAUACAGGAACAUCAACGCGUAUUUCAUCACUCUGCCAUUCUUCACGUGGUCGAUCUUUCUUAUUUGGCUCAGUAUCAUCGUCGAACUGUUGAGCGAACCAUUCUUUAUCGUCAACCAGUUCAUGCUGAACUAUGCCGCAAGGUCGAGAUUCGAAAGUAUUGCGGUGACUACAGGAUGUAUUGUCAAUUUUAUAGUUGUUUAUGCUGUCCAGCAAUCUCGAUACCCGAUGGAGAUUGUCACUUCGGACAUUGACAAAGAAGGCAUCGCCAUAUUAGCGUUUGCCUUGGGCAAGUUAGCUCAUUCGAUCACCUUACUAGUAUGUUACUAUUGGGACUAUCUCAGGAAUUUCAAACCAAAGAAACUAUUCAGUACUAGGCUAACGAAGAUAAAAGUACAUGAAAAUAAUGAAUUGAAGAAAGGCUAUUCAAAGAAUACAUCUUAUUUUUUCCAAAACGACAUUUUACAGCAUUUCAAAAAAGUCUAUUUUCAACUAUGUUUCAAGCAUUUGUUGACAGAGGGUGAUAAGUUGAUUAUUAACUCCCUAUGUACCGUAGAAGAGCAAGGAAUUUAUGCUUUACUGUCGAACUAUGGCUCGCUUCUGACAAGGUUGUUAUUUGCGCCGAUUGAAGAAUCUCUGCGGUUAUUUUUGGCCCGUUUGUUGUCUUCGCAUAAUCCAAAGAAUUUAAAGCUAUCUAUCGGAGUCCUGGUCAAUUUAACAAGGUUUUACAUAUACUUAUCGUUAAUGAUCAUCGUAUUUGGGCCCGCCAAUUCAUCUUUUUUACUGCAGUUCUUGAUCGGCUCAAAAUGGUCCACUACUUCCGUUUUGGACACCAUAAGAGUUUACUGCUUUUACAUCCCAUUUUUAUCGCUUAAUGGUAUUUUUGAAGCAUUUUUCCAAAGUGUGGCCACUGGUGACCAAAUUUUGAAGCACUCAUACUUCAUGAUGGUCUUUUCUGGUAUUUUCUUACUCAAUUCCUGGGUCCUUAUUGAAAAACUCAAAUUAUCAAUCGAAGGCUUGAUAUUGAGUAAUAUUAUCAACAUGGUGCUAAGAAUAUUGUAUUGUGGUGUUUUCUUGAACAAAUUCCAUAGGGAAUUGUUUACAGAUUCCUCUUUUUUCUUCAAUUUUAAGGAUUUCAAAACGGUUAUCAUCGCUGGCUCAACGAUUUGUCUAGUUGAUUGGUGGUUUAUAGGAUACGUUAAAAAUUUACAACAGUUUUUUGUCAACGUGUUAUUCGCAAUGGGAUUAUUGGCGUUAAUCUUGGUCAAGGAGCGCCAAACCAUACAAUCAUUUAUGAAUAAAAGGGCACUCUCCAAUUCCAAAGAUGUAUAA